Molecule: messenger RNA, 315 nt
Organism: Symbiodinium sp. CCMP2456
Lineage: Eukaryota; Dinophyceae; Suessiales; Symbiodiniaceae
Source: the annotation of a GenBank genome assembly
AUGCCAGAGAUCACCAAGGAAUUGGAUCAAGGAGGAGGCCCACCAGCGAAGAAGGCCAAAAGCAAGAAGCCAGAGGUGCCAGAGAUUCCCCAAGAGGCGGAGACGCCUGAGGCCAGCGCCACGUCGAAAGUCAAGUGGAAACACGAGCUCCGCAAAAUCCUGAAAGGCCGUGACCUGAAGGAGAUAAGCCUGCGGAAAGUUCGCGGCGAGUUGGAGGCAGUGCUGUCACUCCCUGCAGAUGGUCUGCUAGAACGCAAGGACGAGGUGAAAGAGAUUGUCACAGAAAUAAUACAGAGCGGGGACGCCGGCCCGUGA